Nycticebus coucang (slow loris) is the source of this 2580-nucleotide messenger RNA. RefSeq names its product fibrillarin like 1 (gene FBLL1). Gene Ontology annotation, cellular component: small-subunit processome; nucleolus; Cajal body. The transcript has a single exon. Lineage: Eukaryota; Metazoa; Chordata; Mammalia; Primates; Lorisidae. Gene Ontology annotation, biological process: rRNA methylation; box C/D sno(s)RNA 3'-end processing. Bases 141 to 1112 code for a protein of 323 amino acids. Gene Ontology annotation, molecular function: RNA binding; histone H2AQ104 methyltransferase activity; rRNA methyltransferase activity. The record is from RefSeq and is a predicted model, not a curated record.
ACCUUCGUCCCCUGCGAAGACGCCACCAAGAGCCACCGCGACCCCUGCCCGCCGCUCAGAUCCGCCGGUGACCCUGACGACCACCCCGAGCCACCGGUAACCCGACAGCGCCCCCUGCCCCGCGGGCGGCCAGGCGCGCCAUGAAGUCGGCGGCGAGCGCGCGCGGGGGCGGCGGCUGGGGCGCCUGGGGCGCGGGGCGCGGUGGCGGCGGUGGCGGCGGCGACGGCGGCGGCCCCGGGGGCAAGAGCGGCUUCGGGGCGCGGGCGCGCAGCUUCGGCGGGGGCGGCCGGGGCCGGGGGCGCGGCGGCGGGGAUGGCAGGGACCGCGGCGGCGGCGGCGGGCAGCGGCGGGGCGGCGGGGUCAAGAGCAAGAGCCGCCGCAGGAAGGGAGUCAUCACCGUGUCGGUGGAGCCGCACCGGCACGAGGGCGUCUUCAUCUACCGCGGCGCCGAGGACGCGCUGGUCACGCUCAACAUGGUGCCUGGGCUCUCCGUGUACGGCGAGCGGCGCGUCACAGUGACCGAGGGCGGCGUGAAGCAGGAAUACCGCACCUGGAACCCGUUCCGGUCUAAGCUGGCCGCGGCCAUCCUGGGCGGGGUGGACCAGAUCCACAUUAAGCCCAAGUCCAAGGUGCUGUACCUGGGCGCCGCGUCGGGGACCACGGUCUCCCACGUCUCCGACAUCAUCGGCCCCGACGGCCUGGUGUACGCAGUGGAGUUCUCCCACCGCGCCGGCCGCGAUCUGGUCAAUGUGGCCAAGAAGAGAACCAACAUCAUCCCAGUCCUGGAAGACGCCCGGCACCCGCUCAAGUACCGCAUGCUCAUCGGGAUGGUGGACGUGAUCUUCGCCGACGUGGCCCAGCCCGAUCAGUCCCGGAUCGUGGCUCUGAACGCCCACACCUUCCUGCGCAACGGGGGCCACUUUCUCAUCUCCAUCAAGGCCAACUGCAUCGACUCCACCGCGUCCGCGGAGGCUGUGUUUGCUUCUGAGGUGAGGAAGUUGCAGCAGGAGAAUCUGAAGCCUCAGGAGCAGCUGACCCUGGAGCCCUAUGAGAGAGACCACGCCGUGGUCGUGGGCGUCUAUCGGCCCCUUCCCAAGAGCAGCAGCAAAUAGCUCUCAGUUGAGGCGCUCCUUGGGGAUCCCCCCAAGACUGUGUCUUUGGUGUUGGGUAGUGUUUAUAUACGUGUCUCCUUUGCGACAUUUUGUUUUGUUGUUUUUCUAUUGAAUGCCAUAAAGAGACAGUACCCAGGAGUGACAUGAGGCCAGGCUGGAUUUUGCUGCAGUAACAAUCAAUCCCCAGAUCUUCUGUUCACAUUGGCUAUGUCACCUGACCAAUCCUGACUCCAGGGUACUGAUGGAUGGUAAUACAGUUGGACACACCCAAUGUGUCUGACUCAAAGCCAGAGUCUUAACCACAAUCAGUUUGUAAUUCUUCAGCUAAGAUGCAUCCACUGUCCAUUUAAUCUUCACACUCACCCUGAGAUGACUUUGUUACCAUGUUUGUAUUACAUGUGAAGCAACAGGGCUUCUGAAGGUAAGUGAGCUGCUCAAAUUUACAUAGCCAGUAAAAAGGCAGAACUUAAAUUCCAGUCUUUGGGAUUCCAAAUACACUGCUAUUUCACUGGCUGCAGUGGGAUUUUGUCUCUUCCUUUCCCCAUGGCACACACUGGGACAUAUGGCCUUUCCAUGUUCUCCCCGUUUCCCACAAGGCUACCUCUUUCUUAGGUUUCAUAACAGCAAAUCAAGGCAGGGGCACAGGACAUGGGUCUGCCUAGCAGAUGGUCCCACUGCAGGCAUAACAUACCAAAGAGGCAUGACCAAGUGUCUGCAGAACAGCUGGAAAAAUUAUUCCCAGGAAGUACCUGUCUCUGCAGGGAGAGUCCUGCAGACACUGAGAUGCUGGACUCAGUAGGUUGGAUUCUGGCUCUCCAAACUAGCUUGAAGGGAACUGGGGAAUGAGCAACCCCAGGAGAGUGGAGAAUGCCCACAUCACUUUAAACCAGAGGCCUUUCAUUUAUUCCCUCAUUCAUACACUCAAUAAAAAAAAACCAUUGCCAACUGGGAAAGUCAUCAACAUUUAGUCCGGGAAUAAUAGCUCACUGAUGCAUCAUGUAUUUGCCUACCUAAAGAUGUGCUUAGGUGGAGAUUGUGGUUAGUCUCCUUUAUCUGAGGGUGUAAAACAAACAAAAAAAAGGAUACAUUAGACUUUUGUUUGGGGAGAUGCGUGUGGAAUAAACCAGACUUUUAAAAGGCAGCCACCCUUCACCACUACCCCACCCCACCCCAAAAUUCAGCAAGAGAGCUGUAGUUCAGAUUUGUUAGCAAGACUAGCUUUCAGAAAGAUAGCAAAUGAGGUAACUGUCUACAAAAACUCAAAGCAGUGGUUUCCCUAAACAAGUAUUUUCUUUUCUUUUCUUUUUUUUUUGUAGAGACAGAGUCUCACUUUAUGGCCCUCGGUAGAGUGCCGUGGCCUCACACAGUUCACAGCAACCUCCAACUCCUGGGCUUAAGCGAUUCUCUUGCCUCAGCCUCCCGAGUAGCUGGGACUACAGGCGCCCGCCACAGCCCUGUAAAGCCAGGA